Molecule: messenger RNA, 2523 nt
Organism: Osmerus eperlanus (European smelt)
Lineage: Eukaryota; Metazoa; Chordata; Actinopteri; Osmeriformes; Osmeridae
Gene: hapln4
Product: hyaluronan and proteoglycan link protein 4
Exons: 5
Coding region: 214-1389 (391 amino acids)
Biological process (GO): cell adhesion; skeletal system development; glial cell differentiation
Cellular component (GO): synapse; perineuronal net
Molecular function (GO): hyaluronic acid binding
Source: RefSeq, a predicted model, not a curated record
UAUGCUGAAAAUGAGGUACGCGGGAGUCGUCCCACUAUCCUGGAGAUUCAGUCCGUCAGCAGUUCUCCUGCAUUGCCAUAAUCAAACAGCAAUGGGACAAGAAACGACUACCGCAGUAGAGAGGGGAUCCGAGUCAAGUACUGCACCAUUAGCCCAUCUGAAGCACGCAGUUUACGACGGCACAUCUAACUUCGUCCAGAAAGUAUUUUAUUUAUGAUGAUGAUGUUCACCGAGGCCCGGGUCCUGACCACAGGGACAGCAGUGUUCACCUGUCUACUCGCCACCCUGUCCGUGACCUCCCUUCCAGCAGAUAUAGAGAAAGGGAGGAGGAGGGUAGUCCACGUACUCGAGGACGAGACUGGGGCGGUGAUCGUGCAGACGGCUCCCGGUAAGGUGGUCAGUCACCGCGGGGGCUCCAUCACGCUGCCCUGCCGGUUCCACCACGAGCCCGAGAACUCCGACCCGGACCGCGUCCGCAUCAAGUGGACCAAGGUGACGGACGCGCUGCAGUUCGUGGACGUGUUUGUGGCGCUGGGCCGCCAGCAGAGGGCGUUCGGGGGGUACCUGGGACGGGUGUCCAUGGAGCAGGCUGGCCCGGAAGACGCCUCUGUGGUCAUCCACAACGUCACGCUGGACGACUACGGGCGCUACGAGUGCGAGGUGACCAACGACAUGGAGGACGACACGGGAUUCGUUAACCUCGACCUUGAAGGCGUGGUGUUCCCCUACUACACUCCAGUGGGACGCUACAAGCUCAACUACCAGCAGGCAGAGGAGGCGUGCCGAGGCCAGGAUGCCAUCCUGGCCUCCCAUUCCCAGCUACACAAGGCCUGGCUGGAGGGGCUGGACUGGUGCAACGCGGGCUGGCUGGAGGAUGGCUCGGUCCAGUACCCAAUCUCCCACCCCCGGGACGAGUGUGGCAGGAAGGAUACCCCUGCGGGGGUCCGUAACUACGGUUACAGACACAAGGAGGACGAGCGCUACGACGCCUUCUGCUUCACCUCCAACCUUAACGGCAAGGUUUACUUCCUGAAGCGCUUCAAGAAGGUGAAUUACGCCGAGGCUGUGAAGGCCUGCCUGCGUGACGGCUCGUCCGUGGCCAAGGUGGGGCAUCUGUACGCCGCCUGGAAGCUCCAGCUUCUGGAUCGCUGCGAGGCCGGCUGGCUGGAGGACGGCAGCAUCCGGUACCCCAUAGUGAACCCCCGCGCCCGCUGUGGCGGAGCCCAGCCCGGCGUCCGCAACCUGGGCUUCCCCGAUAAGAAGUUCCGCCUCUACGGGGUCUUCUGCUUCCGCAGGAACAAAGUUGAUGCGGAUGGUAGACCCACACGGCUCCCGGCGCUGAGGAACGGCAGCAACGACCUCCCCAUGAACACAACCAGGUCCGUUUAGAGCGGAAAGGCUAGGCAGACGACCAACACAGCAACUCAAUCCAUGGCUUCUUUCUAAAACGCAUAGUGACGAGACUAAUUCUGAGAUUUACCAGGGAGGAGAAGCAUGGCAGUGUUAAAUCAGAGGGGACGUCUUUCUCUGUUUUCUGGUAAAUGGGGUGUCUGACAGUCCGUCAUCGUAGGAGCGAGAGAGUCUCUGCGAUCAUCGCUGGCUACCACAAGCUUAAAUACAACUGAUUAGAACCCAGGCACAUCCGGUUAGAAAGCCUUUCAUUACUUUCCUGGUUCAUCACAUUGUGUGCCUGUGUGUGUGUGUGUGUGUGUGUGUGUGUGUGUGUGUGCACUCGCCUUACACAGUCUGUUUUGUCCCUGUGGGUUUGAGGGGAAAAAGAGAAGUUUUUCUGUGAUAAGAGAAAUAAAAUACUCUGAACAACCAGAGAGACAUUAAUUAGCAGCCAGCACAGACAGACAGACAGGCAGGCAGAUAGAGGGGUGGCUGUUUAAAACACACCGUCAGAGGUCUGAUUAAGACAGACAUAAUUAGCUACAAACCCAAUUCAUGCUCAUGCAGCCCACUGUAGGUGUCAGGGGCCAGCAUGAGAUUUGGCAGAGCAUAGCAUGGCAUGGCUUAGGGAUGCUCAGCAUUUACUGUGUUUCCACCCGGCCAAUGAAGCCUCAUCCAUUUGGUUGCCAGGUUUGGUACAUAACCCCCCUCCUCAACAUGCAUGUACACAAGUUACAACAUUGGCAUAGAUUACCAGAACACAAAAUGCUUAAAAUGGUAGAAUACUACUCUUGCUCUUUGCUUUCUCCUAAGCCGGCUCUCUUACAUUAGCCUGAGUCCAGCCAGCAUGUUCUAUCAGGAUCUGUGGGACUGCAGGCUGAGAUACCUGAACUAAGUUCUCUUUAGAUAGGCUACUUGCUGAACCUUCAAGCUGCUUGUUCACCUUCUGAGCUAUGCAGCCAUAGUCAUCUGUUCUGCACUCCUCGUUCUAUUACCAGAGAGCACAAUUUUACCCAGUGGACGCAUUGCCAUUGUCUUUAUUUAUGAAUGUAUGAGGAGUAAAGUUUUCUCUAAGGGAACCUUCCCAAGUGGGGGAAUGAAGCCUUGACAAUACAGGUGAUUAAAUCUGUG